Messenger RNA from Camponotus floridanus (Florida carpenter ant), 1668 nucleotides. RefSeq names its product adenylosuccinate synthetase (gene Adss). The transcript has 6 exons. Lineage: Eukaryota; Metazoa; Arthropoda; Insecta; Hymenoptera; Formicidae. Gene Ontology annotation, biological process: 'de novo' AMP biosynthetic process; IMP metabolic process. Gene Ontology annotation, molecular function: GTP binding; adenylosuccinate synthase activity. Bases 204 to 1550 code for a protein of 448 amino acids. Gene Ontology annotation, cellular component: cytoplasm. The record is from RefSeq and is a predicted model, not a curated record.
GCGACGAGGAGCGGCGCGAGGCGCGAAUCACCCCGAUCGUUCCGGUUCCGAUUUCUGUCGCGUCAGCUGUUCCCCGGCGAGGAGGUAGGCGGGAGACGGGGCUUCCCUCUGAAGGAUCGCGCCCGUCCGCUGACACGCGACAGCGCGCGCGGCCUCGUCCGUCCUCCGACAAUCCGCGGGCAUUCCUCUGGUGCGUGCCCAGGAUGCAGCAGGCGAACGGCAACGGUGCCCCGGCCUCGCCGAGGAAGAAACAGCGAGUGUCGACGGGCGGCGGGCCCAUAUCGAAGGUCACGGUGGUCCUCGGCGCCCAAUGGGGCGACGAGGGCAAGGGGAAGGUCGUGGACAUGCUGGCGAUGGACGCCGACAUCGUUUGCAGGUGUCAGGGAGGAAAUAAUGCAGGGCAUACUGUAGUUGUAGAAGGUGCUGAAUUCGAUUUCCAUCUUCUGCCUAGUGGAAUAAUCAAUCCCAGAUGCAAAUCUGUAAUAGGUAAUGGAGUAGUGAUUCAUCUGCCUGGUCUAUUUGACGAGUUGGAAAAGAACGAGUCUAAAGGGCUCAGGAACUGGGAGGACAGACUUAUAAUAUCAGAUCGAGCGCAUAUAGUGUUUGAUUUUCAUCAACAGGUUGAUGGAUUGCAAGAAUUAGAGAAAGGCACGCAGUCAUUGGGAACUACGAAGAAAGGUAUUGGACCAACGUAUUCGAGCAAAGCCGCGAGAAAUGGACUCAGAAUCGGAGAUCUUCUCGACGACUUUGACAAGUUCUCCCAAAAGUUUAAUACUUUAGUUACGUCGUAUCAAAAAAUGUUUCCUGCCUUGCACGUCGACGUUAAAGCCGAAUUGGAACGUUACAAGGAAUACUCCAAACGUAUAAGGCCGUAUGUGAAAGAAACGGUGCAGUAUUUGCACCAGGCUUUAAAGGAUGGUAAAAAGGCUUUGGUGGAAGGUGCUAACGCGGCAAUGUUAGAUAUUGAUUUCGGAACUUAUCCAUAUGUGACAAGCUCGAACUGCAGCAUUGGUGGGGUAUUGACUGGUCUUGGUCUACCUCCUAGCACAAUUGGCGAGAUAAUCGGUGUUGUAAAAGCUUAUACUACCAGAGUCGGUGACGGACCAUUUCCCACAGAACUUUUAGAUUCCACUGGAGAAUUAUUGCAGGAAAGAGGCCAUGAAAUCGGCGUAACCACCAAGCGAAAGAGACGGUGUGGAUGGCUCGAUUUGACGUUGCUGAAAUUUACGACGUUAGUUAAUGGAUAUACAUCUAUAUGCUUAACAAAACUCGAUAUCUUGGAUACAUUACCAGAGAUAAAAGUGUGCAUUGGAUAUCGAUUAAAUGGAAAGAACAUAGAUUAUUUUCCAAGCAGUGUUAGUGAACUAGCAAAGGUUGAAGUUGUAUAUAAGACGGUCGAGGGUUGGCAAUCGACUACCGAAGGUGUACGUUCCUUAGAUAAAUUGCCACCGAAUGCACAUAAAUACAUACAAAUCAUAGAGGAAUAUUUAGAUGUACCAGUCAAAUGGAUUGGUGUAGGAGCAGGUCGAGAAAGUGUAAUUGCCCUCUGACGAUGCACAGUCCGCAAAAUGUUACUUAAACACACGGCAUUAAAUGUAUUAUUAAUUUUAAUUUUAUCUGUAAUAUUUGCAAUGCAAAGCUGAUGAGCGCACAGGCGAAAUGUACUUU